Lacerta agilis (Sand lizard) is the source of this 3785-nucleotide messenger RNA. RefSeq names its product acyl-CoA dehydrogenase family member 10 (gene ACAD10). The transcript has 20 exons. NCBI's taxonomy places the organism in Eukaryota, Metazoa, Chordata, Lepidosauria, Squamata, Lacertidae. The coding region runs from base 80 to 3358 and encodes 1092 amino acids. Gene Ontology annotation, molecular function: oxidoreductase activity, acting on the CH-CH group of donors; flavin adenine dinucleotide binding. The record is from RefSeq and is a predicted model, not a curated record.
CUUCCCUCCUGCCCCUGUUCUCGCGAGAACCGCCGAGAGGCAGAAGCUGCUGCGAGGGACUCGACGCAAGUUCCAGAAAAUGUGUGCUGGGCGGUUCUUCCAAGCCUUCUGUAACCACCAUGUCAGGAGAUCACACAUCCUACAACGGUUCUGGUACAGACCUCCGCACUCACUAUGGAGAAAUUCUUCAACCUGUCCCUAUAAAGCUGUGAUCUUUGAUAUGGGGGGUGUUCUCCUUCCUUCCCCAAUCAAGCUGGCAGCAGACUGGGAGGUUCGGCAUCGUGUGCCCCCUGGCACCAUCAAGCAGGCCUUGAGAUCGGGAGGGGAGGACGGACCUUGGCUGAGGUACAUGAGAGGGGAGCUGCAGCCAGCAGAGUUCCUGCAUAAAUUUGGACAGCAGUGCUCCGAGAUCGCAAACUCCUCUGUCCCAGUGGAGUCUUUCCUUGCAGAUUUGACCAGCGUCAGAAUGUCAGGGCAGCUUCCCGUUAUGACUGAGGCUAUAAAGUGCAUCCGAGCAGAAGGCCUGAAGACGGCCGUCCUGAGCAACAAUUUCUAUUUGCACAGUGGAGAAAGUUUUCUGCCCCUUGACCGGCAGCAGUUUGAUGUGAUAAUUGAGUCUUGCCGAGAAGGAGUGUGCAAGCCGGACCUUCGUAUCUAUGAGUUGUGCUUGGAGAGACUGGGCGUUCAGGCCAAAGAGUCCAUCUUUCUGGAUGACCUUGGGCAGAACCUGAAAGCAGCUGCCCAGCUGGGCGUGAAGACAAUAAAGGUGAGCAGAGGUGCGGCCGUGUCAAAGACCGUCACCGACAGAUUUGUAAAACCAGCCUGCCUGACUCGCCUGCUCCCCUUCCUUCCUGGAGCCCAUGCUUGCUACUUCACCCACCUCUUGCCUCUCCCUCCCUCGCCUCAGGUUGAUGACCCGGACUCAGCAAUUCAAGAGCUGGAGAGCCACCUGGGCUUUGCCCUGAGAUCAUUUGUUCCUUACACGUGUUCCGUGAGGUCGGCAAUGCAGAUCCCCACAGCCCCUCUCCAGAAGUACAUUGAAAGCAUCCUGGGGGCUCCAGGGCCUCUGGUGCUACGGCAGUUCAGCCAUGGGCAGUCUAACCCUACCUACUGGAUCAGGUUUGGGGAUCGUCAGUUCGUUCUGAGGAAGAAGCCGCCAGGCCCCCUCCUUCCCUCUGCUCAUGCUGUGGAGAGAGAGUACAGGGUUUUGAAGGCUGUUGCAGAGGCUGGUGUUCCAGUUCCUAGAGUCCUUGCCUUAUGUGAAGAUUCAAGUAUCAUUGGCACCCCAUUUUACCUCAUGGACUACUGCACCGGACGGAUCUUCAAGGACCCCUCCCUCCCAGGACUGGAGCCCGGCCAACGGACAGAGAUUUACACCGCCAUGAACAGAGUCCUCUGUAAGAUCCACAGUGUGGACAUCAAGGCGCCCGGCCUGGAGGAUUAUGGGAAACAUGGUAACUACAUUCAACGGCAAGUCCAGACGUGGAGCAAACAGUACCGUGCCACAGAGACUCAUACCAUCCCAGCCAUGGAGAGGCUCAUUGCCUGGUUCCCGUCCCACCUGCCGGCCAGCGAGGGCCUCUCUGUUGUCCACGGAGAUUUCAGGCUGGACAACCUGAUCUUCCACCCAGAGAAGCCUGAGGUGGUCUCUGUCCUCGACUGGGAACUCUCUACCUUGGGCAACCCUCUUUCCGAUGUGGCCUACAACUGCCUGGCGUAUUAUCUGCCUUCCAGCUUCAGUAUCCUGAAAGGUUUGAGGGACUGCGACCUGAGCCGGCUAGGCAUCCCCACGGCAGAGGCCUAUUUCCAGAUGUAUUGCAAGCACAUGGGCACCCCAACCGCCGAGAACUGGAACUUCUACAUGGCCUUUUCGUUUUUCCGAGUGGCUGCUAUCCUACAGGGGGUGUACAAACGCUCGCUCACAGGCCAGGCCAGCUCAGCCACUGCUGGGAGCAGCGGGAAGCAGGCCGAGUUCAUGGCAGACCUCGCCUGGGAUUUUGCUACGAAAGAAGGCUUCCGGGUCUUCAAGGGACUUCCAACUCCCAUGGCCCCCACCAGGGCGUUCAGUACGUGGGCUGGCCUGAGGCCGUUCCCACGGAGCAGCUACUCCACGCUGGCUCCUGCUUCCAGGUUCCACCUGAUCAUCUCUCCGGACGGCCUGCCCAGCCGCGUCCAGGAGCUGCACCACAAAGUGAAGAAGUUCAUGGAGGACCUCAUCUACCCAGCCGAGCAGCUUCUGCGAGACCACCAGGCUUCCUCGAGCCGGUGGACCCCUCACCCCUUGAUGGAAGAACUCAAGGAGAAGGCAAAGUCUGAGGGGCUCUGGAACCUUUUCCUGCCGCUGGAGAGUGACCCGGACAUGAAGUACGGAGCAGGCCUCACCAACGUGGAGUACAGCCACUUGUGCGAGCUGAUGGGGAGCUCGCUCCAUGCGCCUGAGGUAUUCAACUGCUCUGCCCCAGACACGGGCAAUAUGGAGGUGCUUCUGCGCUAUGGGACGGAAGCACAGAAGGAGCGCUGGCUGCAGCCAUUGCUGGAUGGGAAGAUCCGGUCUUGCUUUGCUAUGACGGAGCCACAGGUUGCUUCCUCCGAUGCCACCAACAUUGAAGCUUCCAUUGUCAAGGAAAAAGACACCUAUGUCCUGAACGGGCGCAAAUGGUGGAUAUCAGGUUCCUUGGACCCUCGUUGCCAGCUCUGCAUCUUUAUGGGCAAGACGGACCCCACCGCCCAAAGGCACAAGCAACAGUCCAUGUUGCUGGUCCCUAUGGACACGCCUGGAGUCACCGUCGUGAGGCCGCUCAGUGUUUAUGGCCUGGACGACGCUCCAGCUGGCCAUGGAGAGAUGGCCUUCGACAACGUCCGUGUGCCCCAAGAGAAUGUCUUGCUGGGCCCUGGCCGAGGGUUUGAGAUAGCCCAGGGGAGGCUGGGCCCAGGAAGGAUACACCACUGCAUGAGGCUGAUCGGCUUUGCGGAAAGGGCGCUGGCCCUCAUGAAGGAGAGGGUGGCAUCUCGCGUGGCCUUUGGGAAGCCCUUGGCAGAGCAGGGCACCAUCCGGGCAGAAAUUGCCGAGUCCCGUGUUGAGAUUGAACAGGCCCGCCUCCUGGUUCUCAAGGCAGCACACUUGAUGGACACUGUGGGGAAUAAGGAAGCGGCUCUUGAGAUCGCCAUGAUCAAGGUGGUGGCCCCAAGGAUGGCUCUGCGCGUUGUCGACCGAGCAAUCCAGGCUUUUGGGGCAGCAGGACUUGGCAACGACCAACCACUGGCGCAGUUCUUCGCCUGGGCACGGGCUCUCCGCCUCGCCGACGGACCCGACGAAGUCCACCGGGCGGCCAUCGCUAAAAUGGAGCUCAAGCGCUAACGGAGCCCUGUCCAGGAGGCCACAUGAACCCCCAGCAAGCUAGAGUUGGGAAAAGGGCACUCCGUCUGCAGCUCCGGGGACCGGCGAGGUGUGGUGCUGGGGAGGUUAUAUGGAUGUGGUUUGCUUAUUGGAAAUCCAGUGUCUGUGCUGGUUUCCUUGGGCCACUGCAAUAAUUAUUGAGCUGAUUACAGAACGCACAAAGAAUCACAGGGGCCGGCCGGCAGCUAGUGAUGGACUCAACCGUGGGCUGAGAAGGCAACCCAGUUUCCUAGCUGUGACCUCUCGGGGUCUCUGCUGAAGAAUCUACACGGGUGCAUUCAGAGAUCCACAAAAGAAAUGAACUUUCUUCAUGUGGUGGGCGACUAUGAUGGGCAAUGGAUAUUGGAAAGCUACCCGUCACCUCUGAAGAAUCCUGCCUCGCUCGUGU